Aphis gossypii (cotton aphid) is the source of this 483-nucleotide messenger RNA. RefSeq lists its product as uncharacterized. The coding region runs from base 127 to 483 and encodes 118 amino acids. The transcript is spliced from 4 exons. The record is from RefSeq and is a predicted model, not a curated record. Lineage: Eukaryota; Metazoa; Arthropoda; Insecta; Hemiptera; Aphididae.
GUGUUUAUUUGCUCUGCAAAGAAUUUUAUUUGUUUUAUACUAAUUGUUAAUAUUAAUAUAAUAUUUAUCCAAAUAUGACGUCUCGAAGCAAAAAGUUAGUGGAUUUAGUUACAAAAUCCACUAACAAUGAUGUGCAUGUUAACAAAUUUCAAAGUAACUACAUUAAACAAAAAAAAUAUGGGUCGUAAAAUGUUUAAAUUUGCAAAUCAAGAUAAUGAAAAAUACUCUACAAAGUUGGACGUUUUUAGUAGCAGUGAUUUACCAUUAAAAGUAAAUUCUAUAAAAAGCCAAUUAAUUUUUAAGCAAAACCGACAAGAUAUUUUAUCAAUUGAAAAUGAAGUAGAAGCUUUAAUGAUGGAUAUUCAACAAAAUGCAUCAUUAAUCAACAUAAAAAGUAGAGGAGCAUUAACAAAACCAAAUAAAAAUAUAGCGGAAAUAUGCAAAAUUGCAGAAUUACUUUCAGAUCAUUUCAACAUAAAAUAG